This is a messenger RNA of Chlorella variabilis, 1479 nucleotides long. RefSeq lists its product as hypothetical. Lineage: Eukaryota; Viridiplantae; Chlorophyta; Trebouxiophyceae; Chlorellales; Chlorellaceae. Gene Ontology annotation, molecular function: chitin binding; chitinase activity. The coding region runs from base 1 to 1479 and encodes 492 amino acids. Gene Ontology annotation, cellular component: extracellular region. The record is from RefSeq and is a predicted model, not a curated record. Gene Ontology annotation, biological process: carbohydrate metabolic process; chitin catabolic process. The transcript is spliced from 13 exons.
AUGCUGCUCCUGGGAUUGGCUUGCAGCGGGGCGGCCCCUGCAGGCAGUCCAGACAGCAGCCUCCAGGACAGGCGCAAGCUGCAUGCGAGCUGCGCCUGCGGCCCCAGCUACACCAUCAAGCCGGGCGACACCCUGCAUGCCAUCGCCAAGGCGUGUGGCACCACUAUCGGCGACCUGGCUGCCACCAACAACAUCCCCGACAUCGACGUCAUCGUUGCUGGCACCGAUCUGACCAUCCCCAGCUGCGGUAGUGGCGGGCAGACAGCAUCCACGUCGUCCAGCUGCACCUGUGGCCCCAGCUACAUCAUCAAGCAGGGCGACUCGCUGGAUGCCAUUGCCAAGUCGUGCGGCUCCACCGUCGCUGACCUCGCUGCCACCAACAACAUUUCGAACAUCGACCUCAUCACCGCCGGUGCCGUUCUGACCAUCCCCAGCUGCGGUAGUGGCGGGCAGCAGCCCUUCAUCCUCUACUCCACAGACUGGGCAAUCUACCGGGGCAGCUCUGACCAAAAUGUCCAGCGCCCCGACUGGUGCGCCCAGUACGCCUACUCUCCGUCUCACAUCGACCCCUCCGUGCCCACGCACAUCAACUUUGCGUUUGCCAUGGUAAACAACGCCACCUUCGAGGUAGAGCACACCGACAAAGCAAAAGACUCUGAGCUGAUCCAGGAGCUGCAGGCGCUGAAGCAGGCCAACCCCAGCCUGAAGACUCUGAUCUCCAUUGCCGGCUGGAGCUUCAGCACCGGCACCGAGCUCUUCAAGAACCCAGAUGGCAGUCCCAACAAGGAUGUGGCAGCCAUCAUGGUGCAGGUCGCCACCAAUCCCGGCAAGCGGGACACCUUCAUCCAGUCGGCGGUGCAGUACAUGCAGCAGUACGGAUUUGAUGGCAUUGACUUGGACUGGGAGUACCCAAACUUUGCUGGCUACAACUGCGAAGGCAGCUGCCCGGACCACAUCUCAGGCUUCUCCCAGCUGGUGGCCGGCCUGCGCCAGGCGCUGGGCCCAAGCUACCUGCUCACCGCUCAAAUGCUCACUGUUUACGCCUUCACGCAGAGUUUACGCUUUGACUACGACUUCCACGGCGCCUUUGGCAACCCAAAGGUGGUUGAUGUGCACACCCCCAUCCUGGACUGCGCCUCCCCCAAGCAGUUUCACAUCCAGGGCGCCAUUGACGCAUACCUGGCGGCAGGCGUGCCUAGCAGCAAGCUGGUUAUGGGGCUGGGGUCAUAUGGGCACAGCUACAAGCUGGCAGCUACAGACGGCACUGCUAACUCCGGCCCUGGCCAGGCCGCCUUCACAGAGGGAGCUCCCGCAGGCAAGCUGUGUACCAUCCAGCCGGGGGUGCUGGCCUGGUACGAGAUCAAGCGUAAGCUGGGAGGCACCACCCCCAGCAUCGACCCAGUAAAGAUGGCUGCCUACGCCACCUACGACGCCGGCCAGCACUGGGUGGGGUUUGACAACCAGGAGACGCUGCGGUGA